Phyllostomus discolor (pale spear-nosed bat) is the source of this 2790-nucleotide messenger RNA. RefSeq names its product E3 ubiquitin-protein ligase TRIM22-like. Gene Ontology annotation, molecular function: protein binding. Lineage: Eukaryota; Metazoa; Chordata; Mammalia; Chiroptera; Phyllostomidae. The coding region runs from base 202 to 1686 and encodes 494 amino acids. The transcript has 8 exons. The record is from RefSeq and is a predicted model, not a curated record.
AGAAAUAAAACAUCAAUGAUGUUGGCAGGGCUGGUUCCUCUCAGAGCCAUGAGGAAAACAACAGUUCCAGGCCUCUCUGCUGGCUGCACUCCUGAUAGUUGGCUUGUACUCACUGGCAUUCCUUCUUGUCUACCCCGCAGGAGUUUGUGAGCAAGAAGAGCCCCUGGAACCAGGACAGGAAGAAGCCAGGGGAGGCUGGCCAUGGAUUUUUCAUCACAAGAGAGCAUAAAAGAGGUGACCUGCCCUAUCUGCCAGGAGCUCCUAAGAGAACCCAUGAGCUUGGACUGUGGCCACAGCUUCUGUGAAGAGUGCAUCACUGCAUACAGUGAAUCAGGGAGCCCCCAAGAUUUGGAAUGCUGCUGUCCUGUUUGCCAGAGCAGAUACCAGCCUUGGAACCUCCAGUUUAAUUGGCAGCUGGCAGAGAGAGUGAAUAAAUUCAGGGAUGUGGACAUGAAUUCACACCAGCCAAGGAAGAGUGAUCUCUUUGAGCACCAUGUGGAAAAUGACCAAAUCUCCUAUAAAGAGGAAGAGGAGGCUUUUAGCGGGCUUUGUGUUCAGGAACAGCAAGGUCACCAAAUGUCCCCUAAGGAAGAGGUGGUCAAAGAAUGUCAGGAGAAGCUCCAGGAAGCUCUGAAUAAACUGACACCAGAGCAGCAGGAAGCUGAGCAAUUGGAAGCUGACAUCAAUGAAGAGAGAGCUACCUGGAUGUAUCGUAUGCAGACACAGAGAGAGAGGAUUGUGCAAGGGUUUGAGGAAAUGAGAGAUAUCCUGGACAAAGAGGAGCAGAGGGAGCUGCAAAAGCUGGAGGAAGAUGAAAUGAAUGUGCUGCACGACUUAACUGCAGCUGUAGACCAGGUGGUCCAGCAGAAACAGUACCUGAGCGAGCUAGUCUCAGAUCUCCAGUAUUACAUGUCUGAAUCGUCUGUAGACACGCUGCAGGGUGUGAUUAACGUCCUAACAAGGAGCAAGAUCUGGACCUUGAAGAAGCCAAAAAUUAUUCCCAAGAAACUGAAGAGUGCAUUCCAAGUUCCAGAUCUCAAUGGGAUGCUGCAAAAAUUUAAAGAGCUGACAGAAAUUCAAAGCUACUGGGUGGACUUGAUGCUGAAUCCACUCAACAAUCUUUCAAAUGUUGCUGUUUCUUCGGAUCAGAGACAAGUGACAUUCGGGCAAUAUUCUAUGUUUAGUAAUGUAUAUCCAUGCAAUUUUUCUGCUUUUGAUGUCUUGGGCAGCCGAAAUUUCUUCUCAGGGAAAUAUUACUGGGAAGUUGAUGUGUCUGGGAAGAUUGCCUGGAUCCUGGGGGUAUACAGUACACCAAGUAACCUCAACAGGAAAAAAAGCUCUGGGUUUGUUUUUAACCCAAAUGUAAAUUAUUCAAAUGCUUACUCCAGGUUCAGACCUGAAAAUGGCUUCUGGGUUAUAGGCUUACAGAAUGAAUCUGAGUACACCGCCUUUGAGGACUCUCCCACCUCAGACCCCAAGGUCCUGACUCUUUACAUGGCUGUUCCUCCCCAUCGAGUUGGGGUUUUCCUAGAUUUUGAAGCAGGCACUGUCUCAUUUUUUAAUGUCACAAACCAAGGGUCACUCAUCUACAAGUUCUCUAAAUGUCACUUUUCUCAGACAGCUUAUCCAUAUUUCAAUCCUUGGAACUGUCCAGUUCCCAUGACCCUGUGCCCACCCGGCUCCUGAGCCCUCUCCUUCCCUCACCCACUCCUGCAUAGCAACUUGUCCUGGGGCUCACCUCCUGCCCCUGAACUCACUGCUCCAUUCACACCAUCUGUUCUCUGUUGUCUCCCUUCUUCAGGACUUUUAGUCAUUUUGGGGAUUUGCACUGUUUCUGAUGUAGUCAGAUGGGAAGCUUAUUUGCUCAUUUACCAUUUUCUGUAUUCUCAGUGAGAGACAUCUAAUCCCUCCUAAAGACAGAGCAGUAUUGGUAUAACAGCUCUGCACUCCCAUUUCUCCAUAUUUUUGUUUAUCACUGAUCCGAAGAGACAUGGAUCACCAGCGUCCACCAACCAUGACCUCGGGACAACACACAAUCAUCCCACCCACCCUCACCAACUAAGGAGUAUCUGAGUGUGUGUCUGUGUGUUGUCCAGCAUACAGCAGCAGGCUGUUCAGAGGGCUGAGAAAAAAACUAAAAACAAAAGUAAUAUAUGUAUCCAGAAUGAAAACUUUAUGUUCCAAAUUUCUUAGUUCAAAUCCUGUCUCUUGUCACAAAUGGUGUGUAACAAUCAAUAAAUUUUUGUUUCUUCUCAUAAAAUACAAAUUGUAAUUUAAACUAUACCUAACCUUGAAGAUGGCUGUGUAAAACUAACCUCCCCUGAAUGUAAAGCUCCUAUAUAUGUGUCCAGCACAAUUAUAGUAAAUAUUUGCUGUAAUGUCACUGAGAAGCAUAAGCUGAGGUAACCUGUGCAACAGGUCUGUGCUCUUCAGAGGAGCAGUAAGUGCUUCUGUAGCAGCUUCAUUUGUCAGGUUCCAGGCUCUGCUGUCAAGACCAGUCCAGUCCCAGUCUUCAGCUAGAGACCUUUUUACACCCAGACUGGGACUGUGUUAAGGCCCUUUCUUGGAAAUGGGUCAGAAAAUGCAAAGUAUGAGUUUCUAAGACCUGUCUAGCAGAGGAAACCAGGUUUGAGGACAGCUAUUCUUUUAGGGGCAGGCUUUUGGUUUUCAGGACUUUUUCUUACAGUGAAACAUCUGAGUAUAACACCCUAUAGACCAUCCCAUGCACUUUUCUCUUCCUUACUUUUAAAAGCAGUUUCAAAUUAUGUUGAGGAAUAGAUUUGCCCAGGA